Mauremys mutica (yellowpond turtle) is the source of this 1749-nucleotide messenger RNA. RefSeq names its product tripartite motif-containing protein 10-like. Bases 1 to 951 code for a protein of 316 amino acids. NCBI's taxonomy places the organism in Eukaryota, Metazoa, Chordata, Testudines, Geoemydidae. The record is from RefSeq and is a predicted model, not a curated record. The transcript is spliced from 5 exons. Gene Ontology annotation, molecular function: zinc ion binding.
AUGAUCAGCAAAACCAUUUCUGGUGCAGAGAGAACAGAAGCCCAGAGAUCCCAGCAGCCAUGGCCUCAGCAACUCCGGUACGGGAAAUUUCAAGAGGAAACCUACUGUCCCAUCUGCCUGGAAUAUCUGACGGACCCAGUGAUCACAGAGUGCGGGCACAACUUCUGCCGAGGCUGCAUCACUCAGCGCUGUGAGACAUGGACAGAGCUGGGCUCUGACCCUUUGUGCUGCCCUAGCUGCGGAGUCCAAAUCCGGAAAGGGGCUCUCCGGAAUAACUAUCAGCUAGGAAAUAGAGUGGAAAAAAUCAAACAACUGGAUUUCAAACCAGGAAAAGAGACUCUGUGUGAGAGACACGGCAAAGCCCUGGAUCUGUUCUGUGAAGAGGACGGGGAAGCCGUGUGUGUGGUUUGUGAGAGAUCCCCCCAGCACAGAUCUCACACGGUGCUGCUCAUGGAUGAUGCUGCCGAGAAAUACAAGGAAAAAAUCCAGGCUCAUUUGAAGACUCUGAGGGAGGAGAGAGAAAAGCUGCUGGGAUCUAAAGUGACUAGAGAGGAGAAAAGCCCAAAGUAUCUGAAACAGAUAGAAAAGAAGAGGCAGCAAAUUGUAGCUGAUUUUCAGCAACUGCACCAAUUCCUGGAGGAACAAGAGCAGCUCCUGCUGGCCCAGCUGGAAAAGCUGGAGGAGGAGAUAACGAAGAUACAGAAUGAAAAUAUCACCAAAGUCUCUGAGGAAAUUUCCCAUCUCAGUAACCUGAUCAGUGAGCUGGAGGGGAAGUGUCAGAAGCCAGCAAGUGAAUUCCUGCAGGACAUCAGAAGCACCUUGUCCAGGUGUGAGAAGGGGAAGUUCCAGCAGCCAGAGGAGAUUUCUCCUGAACUGGAAAAGAGACUCAGCGAUUUGUCCCAGAAAACUCUUGCUCUCAUGGAGCCUCUGAGGAAGUUCAAAGGUACCUAGAAGGGAUCUAGAGUGGAAAUUGGGAAAAGCUUUUGUGGCUGUGGGAGGAGAAUGGCUCUUGGCAAUUGGUUCAUAGUUAGAUGAUGCUUCUCUUUAAUUCUUGGGUGAGAAUGUCACACACUUGGGGUCCAAGUCACCCUGAUUGAUUGAUUCAAACCUUUGUUUCUACCAAAAGCCUGCCUUGCCAUUACAGUUACUCUUAAAGUAAGAAAUGACAGACAUACAGAAAGAAGAACUAGCCAAUUAUCUUCUCCUGGGCCAUAGGCAGGUCACAGUGAAUUUCUCCUAUGAAGCUCCGAGAACCCCUUACAAUGUCUGACAUAUUAUACGUGUCCAAAUGAUGUAUGUAUUAGUUCUUUUCCAAUCAUCUUUGAGUGUUAUCAAUAUUAAAUAGCGUAUAUAGCUCAUACAAUACACAUACAUGAACUUCCUAAUUGGCAGGUCUUUGGAUGUCCAAGCUAUGUUCAUGUUGUUGUUCUCUUUUCUGAUUGAAAUAUUAUUAAGAUUCAGAUUUCAGCUCAGAUUUUUUUAGUAAAAAUCACAGAAAGGUCCCGAACAAUAAACAAAACUUCACGGAAGCCUGUGACCUGUCCGUGAUUUUUACUAAAAAUAUCCCUGACAAAAUAGGGAAGAAGGAGGGUCCAGCACCCACAGUGACUGGGGACUCUGGGGUCCCCUACCCCUCCCCACCCCCCACAGCAGUUGGGAGCUCCGAGGCAUCUGCUGCAGCUGGGAACUGCUGAGGGCCCGCUGCCAGCAGCAGCUGAGAGCUGCAAGGCUCCCUGCUGAUCUCCAUGA